This is a messenger RNA of Helianthus annuus (common sunflower), 1918 nucleotides long. RefSeq names its product GMP synthase [glutamine-hydrolyzing]. NCBI's taxonomy places the organism in Eukaryota, Viridiplantae, Streptophyta, Magnoliopsida, Asterales, Asteraceae. Gene Ontology annotation, molecular function: GMP synthase activity; GMP synthase (glutamine-hydrolyzing) activity; ATP binding. Gene Ontology annotation, cellular component: cytosol. Bases 141 to 1748 code for a protein of 535 amino acids. The record is from RefSeq and is a predicted model, not a curated record. The transcript is spliced from 6 exons. Gene Ontology annotation, biological process: GMP biosynthetic process.
AACAAAGCCUCCCAAUACCAAAGCCUGUUAUUAGGGCCGCAUUCCCGCCAACUGUCAAAAACCCUAACCCUCAUACACUCCAUAUAAACCCUAACCCCCAAUUUUCUCACCCUCACAUUUUCUUCACAAAUUACCCAUCAAUGGAGCCUCAAGCCGUGAAAUCAAACCUCAUCCUCAUCCUCGAUUACGGUUCCCAGUACACCCACUUAAUCACCCGUCGAAUCCGAAGCUUAUCCAUCUUCUCCCUCUGCAUUUCCGGCACAUCUUCACUCAAAUCCAUAACCGACUUAAACCCAUCUGUAAUCAUCCUCUCCGGUGGGCCCCACUCCGUCCACGCGCACAACGCGCCUUCUUUUCCAGAUGGGUUUGUUGAAUAUGUUGAGAAAAAUGGGAUCUUUGUGUUGGGGAUAUGUUAUGGGUUGCAGUUGAUUGUGCAGAAGUUGGGUGGGGAAGUGGGUGUUGGGGAGAAGCAGGAGUAUGGGAGGAUGGUGAUUGAGGUUGUUAAGGAUUGUGGUGGGUUAUUUGGGGGGAAGAAGGUUGGUGAUAAGCAGGUUGUUUGGAUGAGUCAUGGUGAUGAAGCGGUUAAGUUGCCCGUCGGGUUCGAGGUGGUUGCGAGGAGCGAACAGGGUGGGAUUGCUGCAGUUGAGAAUCCGGGUAGGCGGUUUUAUGGGCUGCAGUAUCACCCGGAGGUGACACAUUCACCGGAGGGAAUGGAACUAUUGCGUCACUUUCUUUUCGAUAUCUGUGGGGUGACAGCGGGAUGGAAGAUGGAAGAUGUAAUGGAAGAAGAAAUAAAAGUGAUCAAGUCGAUGGUGGGCCCUGACGAUCAUGUUAUAUGUGCGUUAUCCGGUGGUGUAGAUUCAACCGUCGCAGCCACUCUUGUUCACAAAGCCAUUGGUGAUAGGCUGCACUGUAUCUUUGUUGAUAACGGUCUGUUAAGAUACAAAGAACAAGAACGAGUGAUGGGAACCUUUGAAAAAGAUCUUCAUCUUCCCGUUACUUGUGUUGAUGCUUCGGUGCAGUUUCUUAGCGAGUUGAAAGGCGUUACGGAUCCCGAGAAAAAGAGGAAGAUUAUCGGGAAGGAGUUUAUAUCAGUUUUUGAUGCAUUUUCUCAUGAUUUGGAGAAAAAGUUGGGAAAGAAACCAACGUAUUUGGUUCAAGGAACUUUGUAUCCGGAUGUGAUCGAAUCUUGCCCGCCACCCGGGAGUGGUAGAACCCAUUCCCACACAAUUAAAAGCCAUCAUAACGUCGGCGGGCUUCCGAAAGACAUGAAGUUGAAGCUCAUUGAACCCCUUAAGCUUCUAUUCAAGGACGAGGUUCGUGAGCUUGGAAAGAUUUUAGAUGUUCCGGUGGGGUUUUUGAAGCGGCAUCCGUUCCCGGGCCCCGGACUUGCUGUGAGAAUUCCGGGUGAUGUAACUCAAGGAAACGCGCUGGAUAUUCUUCGUCAGGUGGAUGAAAUAUUUAUUCAAGCAAUAAAGGAUGCGGGGAUAUAUGAUGAAAUAUGGCAGGCGUUUGCUGUGUUUUUGCCGAUAAAAACAACGGGUGUUCAAGGAGAUCAGAGGACUCAUUCUAAUGCUGUUGCACUUAGAGCUGUCACCAGUCAAGACGGCAUGACUGCAGACUGGUACUACUUUGAGCAUAAGUUUUUGGAUGAUGUAUCAAGAAAAAUCUGCAACAGUGUUCGUGGGGUGAACCGAGUUUGCUUGGACAUCACAUCCAAGCCGCCAUCGACAAUUGAAUGGGAAUGAUUCUUAGUGUAUCAUAUGCUUGACUUUACACAAAAGUCAACAUCUAGGCAAACCUUGUGAAAUUAGAAAGGUUUUUGAUGCAGGUCAUGAAUUUUGUCAUUGGGAAUGUAGUGACAUUCUAUGUUUGUCUUUUUGUUUUAUAUGAUCAUAAUCUUUCCCUUCUUGCUUUA